Triticum aestivum (bread wheat) is the source of this 3636-nucleotide messenger RNA. RefSeq lists its product as uncharacterized. The coding region runs from base 2708 to 3301 and encodes 197 amino acids. The record is from RefSeq and is a predicted model, not a curated record. NCBI's taxonomy places the organism in Eukaryota, Viridiplantae, Streptophyta, Magnoliopsida, Poales, Poaceae. The transcript has 4 exons.
ACUUGCACACGAGCUAGGUCAUAUAGGUAACUAGAAGCAUAUUUGGUUUGGUUCAUGCUUCUCCUCCCAGCGUACAGGUUUCAGUUUCUUAGGACAUGUUUGGUUGGCAGCCACAUUUUGCCACACCUAAGGUUAGGCGGGUGACGCAGUUGUGGCAUGGCUAAGUUGUGGCAAAAACAGGGUUGUUUGGUUGGUUUCCAUAGCUUAGUUGAGCUGUGGCAAAUUGACCUGUUUGGAUAAUUGCCAUGUAACCUGCCACAGGUCUGGCGAAAAUGUGUGGAUAGUGUUUAAUUUUGGUAGCCAAAUAUGAUAGUCACCCCCGUUCAAUGAAGUGGUGAGUUUACUCUCUUAUGCUCAUGUGUGGGCACCCGCGAUGUCAUGUGACGGUGUCCGCUACCCGCCCCACUUGCAUUCUGAAUGUCAUUCAGUUCUUGUGAGUUGCAGUUGGGUGGUCCACUUCCAUCAUCCAAACCUGUUUCUGGAUAAAUGGCAAGGGAACCAUCAACAUUAUGCCCAUGAAAAGUUCUUGCAUUUCAUGAAAGGACUUCCAUGGUGUUAAAGAGCAAGUGCCUAGCCCUAUCCUGCAUGCAUGUGUAUAAUCUAAUCAGUAUCAUAAAUUUCUUUAGGAUGGUGUAUUUUAUAUGAACGAAAAAAACUUACACUAAGUUGUUCUUUUUCAGACUUUGAAAUAGCCACUUUACAUUUGGCUGCAUCAAAGCCAUCACUCCUAUUCAUAGCUGUCUCGACUAUCUUCCAAUUAUCCUUGUAGUCUGUAGUGACGAUCAGCUUGUUCAAGUGGAACCCCCACAACCAACUCUUUGUUUAAACUUUAAAGUAUCAACACACUUCAUACGGUGUUGCUUUUUGAAAACGAAGCCUGCAUGCUGCUCUGUUUCGGUACUCGAUGUAAAAAUCCAACAUGAACUUGGCCUGUUCAUGAUCCCAACUUACGAUUCUCUGCUGGGAAGCUCCAUCGCCAUCCAACUUUCCCUUUCCCUUUGCCAUUGCCAAUCCAAUGAGAAGAAAUGAUUUUUUAUGGAGUGACGAAAUGGGCAACAUCCGCAGUUCUCAGAAACCAGCCAUGGUACUCAAGAUUUUUCUUGGAUCUGGAUGGGGAUUUUGAGUGGAGUGAGUAGGGGGCUUGGAAACAAAAUAGAAGGGGGAUUUGGAGAGGAAUAGUUGAGAAGAUGAAGGCGAGAUUGGAGAGAAUGGGAGGAGGGGAAAAGACACGAGAGAGUUCACGCUUUCUUUUUGCCCAGAGUGGUGAACUACCCGUGUAUGUGCUAUCAUUUCCAUCCCGUGGGCAGUUGGAGGAACCCUGUUUUCUCCCACCACCUGAGGUGCGCCAAAGAUUUGGCGGACGAAUCCGGUGCCACAAAAUGGAUGAAAAAAGUGCGGCAAAGCAGUAGGAAGUGUGGCGAGAUUUUUGUUGCACGGUAAGCUAAUGCAGAGAAAUGAACACCAGCCUGAAGGAGUAUGACAUGCCUAACUUAAGGUAUUGCAAGUUAUGGGUCCCAACCAAACAUGCCCUUAUGAAGAUCGACUUGCCAUCUAAAAAAUACCAGGUUAAAUGGGCAUACCUUGUGAUCUCUAUUACCAAGCUUGUCAAUUAGUUUCCAGAGUUUGAGUUUGUUAAGAUAGGAAUAUGUCAGAGUUUUUCUUCCUUAAGCUAGAGUUGGAGUUUGUUAGGAAUGGUCUGAUCUCGUGGAUCAAUAAAUUUGUCCAUGGACUAGCGUGUAAGACCUAGAGGUAACAACGGAUCAAUAAUAAAACAGAAAAGGAGGCCUCUCCUCACAUCUGUGCUCUCAGGAGCUUGGUCUGUGACAGUUAGUGUUAAACGAUCUAAUUGCUUCAACAGAUAGGCAUUCAGCCUUCGACAAUGAUAUCUGUUUUAACAGACUGUUUGCACAGUUCGCUCAGUUGUUAUCCAUGCCAAAUACCGACCAGGUGGCCUAUGCAUUUUAUUUAUUUUGCUGUUAAAAAGCUUAUUGCUCCCCCGUUUCACACUAUAAGUCCAUGCGCACUAUCCAUACAUGCCAAGGAGUCAAGGAUACACUAAGUCUAACAGAGAGUUAAUGGUGAUUGAAACAUGAUUUUUUGCUUCAGUUCACCCUUUUUUUUAAUGAUUUUCGAUGCAGAUCAGUGGUUGAGACGAAAACUCACCCCUUGGUUGCAAAGUGCAUAUACAGUUUAAUUCACAUGGACUUCACUUGUCACUAACAACUCGCUAUGUGCAGGAGCAUUCCGAUUCACGUGCGAUACGAGUUUAUAUGCAAAUUGGGAUAUAUUGAUGUGUACAGAUAUAUUGAUGUAUACCAAUUCAGUCACAAUCUCUUAUUAAAAUAGGGGGUAUAGAUUGGGAAUCUUGCAAUAACUAUGCGCUUGAUUUCUUUCGAGCAUGAACAAUGCACUCAUUUCAAUGGUACCAAGGACUCAUAGGACUGAACCGAGUAAGUUUCAACACUAUGAGGGGGUGUCCAAGCUAGAAAGUUUCUGGUACUGGCAGCCCACCUGGUACCAAGACCACCAACUUUCCGAUUAUGACAUAGCAAAAGUAAAACUAUAUUUUCUUCAAGUUCUGCAUUGAGCCUUCGCUAGCAAAUUGAGGGACAAAGACAUAACUGUCGGUCCCAUCUGAUACUUAAGAGGAGGAAGUACAAACUGGAAGGAAAGAACUUAGUACUGCUGUGAUGUGGCACUCUUGGUAAUGGACCAGGUAGCUCACAUUGUCCAUCCCUUGGCAAUGGACCAGGAUGGAUUUGCUGAGUUGGAGACCUGGGAAGACCCCACUCCUAGGCCAUCACCCUUUACUCUCAAGGAGCUGGGUGAUGCCUGGGUUGCUGCUGCAAAGCGCCAGCUCAUUCGCAGGCCCAAGACACCGCCCCGUGAGGAGCUGCUAAGGCGCAGCCAAGAGCAUGACCAGAAGAGUUUGAUAAUAGCGUUGAACGUCUAUGCCAAGCAAAACAAUAUGCAACCUACUGACCUCGAGGUAAUAGAAGUGAAAGCAAGAAACCUAAUCAUCGAGGGGGGAAAGGGAUACGUACACUUUAACUUUCUUGUGAAAAUGCAAGGUGACCCAUCUAGUUUGUUCUUUGCGGAGGUGCAUCCAGAUUGUAGAGAGGAGGAGGAUGUGUAUCUUUGCACCCCUUUGGAAGCUAAUGACUCGGGUAACUGUUAUGGGUGCAAGGACCGUGCAAAAGAGCUUUUGCAUCCCACUAGCGGUGGCUACUUGGGUGGGCACAAAGAUGUUGUUUUCCCCUUCAUUUACGGAAGUGAUGAAGAAAGUGAAGAUGAGGCCUGAUUUCUCUUGGUUUCUUGCUUAAGUCUUAAUCUGAUGUGCUAGAGGGGUUAGUCUUAAUCUGAUGUGCUAGUGGGGUUGCGUACGACAAGAAAUGGUGUGGUGCUGGUUUGUGGUCGCAUCAAUUUGUUUUUUUUCCUUUGACUUUGAACUCAGUUCUUUGGUGGAUUGUACUCUGAGUAGAGCGAGCUGGCCUUAUGGUAAGGUGUUGUGAAGUUGCAAAAGAUUGAUUGAAAUUUCCUCUACAUCUCGUUUGCACUUGUAUUGGCAUCAGAAUUUUAGCCAUCAUUGCUCUAAACUUGGAUAUUGUUCUCGUAUGGAUGUAAUUUUUCCUAAUA